Oryzias melastigma (Indian medaka) is the source of this 3445-nucleotide messenger RNA. RefSeq names its product PRP6 pre-mRNA processing factor 6 homolog (S. cerevisiae) (gene prpf6). Bases 1 to 2910 code for a protein of 969 amino acids. The record is from RefSeq and is a predicted model, not a curated record. Gene Ontology annotation, cellular component: U4/U6 x U5 tri-snRNP complex; catalytic step 2 spliceosome. The transcript is spliced from 21 exons. Gene Ontology annotation, molecular function: protein binding. Gene Ontology annotation, biological process: mRNA splicing, via spliceosome; spliceosomal tri-snRNP complex assembly. Lineage: Eukaryota; Metazoa; Chordata; Actinopteri; Beloniformes; Adrianichthyidae.
AUGGCUACCACUGCAGCUAAACAAGGGACCAAAAUUGUCUCCAAAACAUCAGCGGGAGGCGCCGGGGCUGCGGCAGCCGGCGGUGGGGCUCCCAUAAUACCCCUGGCCUCCCCGCUCAUGGGGAAAAAGAAGAAGCCGUUCCUGGGCAUGCCUGCUCCGCUGGGAUACGUGCCCGGUCUCGGCAGAGGUGCCACUGGUUUCACCACCCGGUCUGAUAUUGGUCCUGCUCGUGAUGCCAAUGACCCAGUGGAUGACAGACAUGCUCCCCCGGGGAAAAGAACCGUGGGAGACCAAAUGAAAAAGAAUCAGGAUGAUGACGAUGAAGAUCUUAAUGACACCAACUAUGAUGAGUUUAAUGGUUAUGCAGGUAGCUUAUUCUCCAGUGGGCCCUAUGAAAAAGAUGACGAGGAAGCAGAUGCUAUAUACGCAGCCCUGGACAAGAGGAUGGAUGAAAGACGCAAAGAAAGAAGAGAGCUAAGAGAAAAGGAAGAAAUUGAAAAGUAUCGUAUGGAGAGACCUAAAAUCCAGCAACAAUUUUCAGAUCUGAAGAGGAAGUUGGCGGAGGUGUCAGAGGAGGAGUGGUUGAGCAUCCCUGAAGUUGGAGACGCGAGGAACAAGCGUCAAAGGAACCCCCGCCAUGAGAAACUCACGCCUGUCCCCGAUAGCUUCUUCUCCAAGCACCUGCAGAGCGGAGAGAACCACUCCUCCGUCGAUCCUUUGCAAGGACUGGGAGGCCUGAACACACCUUACCCCGGGAGCAUGACCCCUGGUCUGAUGACACCUGGAACAGGAGAACUGGAUAUGAGGAAAAUCGGUCAGGCCAGGAACACUCUCAUGGAUAUGAGGCUCAGUCAGGUGUCUGAUUCUGUCAGCGGGCAGACUGUGGUGGAUCCUAAAGGAUACCUUACAGAUCUUAACUCCAUGAUCCCCACGUAUGGAGGAGAUAUCAGUGACAUCAAGAAGGCUCGCUUGCUGCUCAAGUCAGUGAGGGAGACCAACCCCCAUCAUCCGCCUGCCUGGAUUGCUUCUGCCAGGCUGGAAGAGGUCACUGGCAAACUGCAGGUGGCGAGGAACCUGAUUAUGAAAGGCACGGAGAUGUGUCCAAAGAGUGAAGAUGUGUGGCUGGAGGCGGCUCGGCUCCAGCCUGGAGACACGGCCAAAGCUGUUGUAGCGCAGGCUGUCCGUCACAUGCCACAGUCCGUCCGCAUCUACAUCCGAGCUGCCGAGCUGGAGACGGACAUCCGAGCCAAGAAGCGGGUUCUCAGGAAGGCCCUGGAGAAUGUGUCCAAGUCAGUGCGACUGUGGAAGGCAGCUGUAGAGCUGGAGGAACCAGAGGAUGCCAGGAUCAUGCUCAGCAGAGCUGUGGAGUGCUGCCCGACAAGUGUGGAGCUGUGGCUGGCACUGGCCCGUUUAGAAACUUACGAGAACGCCCGUCGCGUCCUGAACAAAGCCAGAGAGAACAUCCCCACGGACCGCCACAUUUGGAUCACGGCUGCCAAGCUGGAGGAGGCCAACGGCAACACUCAGAUGGUGGAGAAGAUCAUUGACAGAGCCAUUACGUCACUGCGGGCCAACGGUGUGGAAAUCAAUAGAGAUCAAUGGAUUCAGGAUGCUGAGGAGUGUGAUAAGGCGGGCAGCGUGGCCACUUGUCAGGCUGUGAUAAGGGCAGUCAUCGGCAUCGGCAUUGAAGAGGAGGACCGUAAACACACAUGGAUGGAGGAUGCUGACAGUUGUGUGGCUCAUGGAGCUCUGGAGUGUGCCCGAGCCAUCUACGCCCACGCCCUUCAGGUGUUCCCCAGUAAGAAAAGCGUCUGGCUCCGAGCUGCCUACUUUGAGAAGAACCACGGCACCAGGGAGUCUUUGGAGGCGCUGCUGCAGAGAGCCGUGGCUCACUGUCCCAAAGCUGAGGUCCUGUGGCUGAUGGGCGCCAAGUCCAAGUGGUUGGCCGGCGACGUCCCAGCAGCUCGAAGCAUCCUCGCUCUGGCCUUUCAGGCCAACCCAAACAGUGAAGAGAUUUGGCUUGCUGCAGUUAAACUGGAGUCUGAGAACAACGAGUAUGAAAGAGCCCGUCGACUGCUGGCUAAAGCUCGCAGCAGUGCCCCCACAGCCAGGGUUUUUAUGAAAUCCGUGAAGCUGGAGUGGGUGUUGGGAAACAUAGAAGCUGCUCAGGAUCUGUGCACUGAGGCGCUGAAACAUUAUGAGGACUUCCCCAAACUUUGGAUGAUGCGAGGUCAGAUCGAGGAGCAGUGUGAGAACAUGGACAAGGCUAGAGAGGCCUAUAACCAAGGGUUAAAAAAGUGUCCGCACUCGGUGGCGCUGUGGUUGCUGCUGUCUCGUCUUGAAGAGCGAAUCGGACAGCUGACGAGAGCCAGAGCCAUCCUGGAGAAGGCUCGGCUGAAAAACCCACAGUGUGCCGAGCUGUGGUUGGAGUCGGUCAGGCUGGAGUAUCGCUCCGGAUUGAAGAACAUAGCCAACACACUCAUGGCCAAAGCCCUGCAGGAAUGUCCAAACUCUGGCAUCCUGUGGGCUGAGGCCGUGUUCCUGGAAGCCAGGCCUCAGAGGAAGACCAAGAGCGUUGACGCUUUGAAAAAGUGUGAACAUGAUCCUCACGUGCUGCUCGCUGUAGCCAAGUUGUUCUGGAGUGAGCGUAAGAUUACUAAAUCCAGAGAGUGGUUCCUCAGAACCGUGAAGAUCGAGCCUGACCUGGGCGAUGCUUGGGCUCUCUUCUACAAGUUUGAGCUGCAGCAUGGCACCCAGGAGCAGCAAGAGGAAGUGCGAAAGCGCUGCGAGAAUGCGGAGCCCCGCCAUGGAGAGCUGUGGUGUGCCGAGUCCAAACAUGUCCUGAACUGGCAGAAGAAAACAGGAGAGAUCUUGGAGCAGGUAGCCAGCAAGAUCAAGAACACGUUCUGAAAUUUGGGAAGUGUGGACUGAAACCACCUGGAGGACUCUGGCAGUCACCGGCAGAGCGGAGAGCAGCUACAGACUUGAUUGUGCUCCACCAAAACUUGCCACACACAAAUGUUAUCAUUUAAGGAAAAACGCAUCUGAGCUCACAGGAAGUUUAUAACGUCAAGUUUUAAAUUGAAUUAAAAAAAGGGGAGAAAAAUACAACUUUUCCUUUUUUUAAGAACUUCUUCUGGUCUCUGAUGUAACUUUCUUUGGCGAUUCUUCUGUGAGGUUUUGCCGUCUCUUCCGAAGCAUCUCAAACAUCUGCUAUUAUAAAGCAUCAUGCUAGAUUAUUUUUUUUUCUCUUUUCUACGUCAUACUGGAUAUAAUCCCUCCCCCACAAAAAUAAACAAAUUGUUUCAUUUGUCUCUCUUUAGUUCUACUCUUUACCUGAAUGUUUCUGUAUUUGUUCUUGGCAUGAAAGUUCAGCCAGUUUAGAAGUGUCUUCAAACUUAUGAAUUCUCAAGGAAAAAAAUAAAUAAACAGAAAUGUGAAUUCA